Coregonus sp. 'balchen' is the source of this 639-nucleotide messenger RNA. NCBI's taxonomy places the organism in Eukaryota, Metazoa, Chordata, Actinopteri, Salmoniformes, Salmonidae. The record is from the annotation of a GenBank genome assembly.
AUGGCACCUACAAUCACUUCAGCAAUGAUCUACUCUAAGGAGCACCUGACUCUGACCAACAAGGUAAAUUGAAGAUUCAAAUUCAAGGACAUUUAUUGACUUUGAUGGAUGGUUUAUUUGUUUCAAUAAUGCCAUAUAUCAGAAUAAGGUUAUUAAUGACGCUCAUCAUCUCUUCUUGCAGCUAAGAAAGCCAGUGGUGGAGAAGAUAUUCAGAGGUCGUAUCAACAGCAGCCUUGAGCAGCUCAAGUCUCUCCUGGGUCCAGAGAUCCUCAACCAUCAACCUGACUCUGAGAUGGAGAAAGCAGACAUCCUGCAGAUGACGGAGAAAGCAGACAUCCUGGAGAUGACAGUUUGCUUCCUGAGACGACAGCAACAGUCCCUGCCAGUGAGCUCCUCAUCCUGCUAAGCACCUGUCAAUCAGGGUUACUCCAGGUGUGUCCAAGAGAUUGGGAACUUCCUGUCCAAGGAUGAGGUGAAGACACAUCCCAGAGAAGACUGCUGAGCCACUUCCAGAGCCUGCAGCCAUCCUCUGAUAAGAACAGGAGGGAGAGUGACCUGCCUCAGCUGAGUCCCCCACCCCAGCACAGCAUCAGCAAAGAGAAGAGUCCAGUCAACAGCGCCCUCUGGAGGCCAUGGUAG